GACUUUCUAAAAUGGCCGCGCCCUGCAGCGGGUGCAGUGUUGUGCAAACGAGUGGAGAUGACAGUUGAGGAGGCGCAGAUUUUAGCGACACUGAAGCAGAGACACGUCCCACAAACUCCUCAGACUCAUCUCUACUGCUAAAAUGAGCAAGGACGAACUUAUCCUCCCCAAAAACUUCCCCAAGCUUAAGAAUGACACGUUCCUGAGAGCAGCUCGAGGAGAAGAGACGGAGCAUGUCCCUGUGUGGUGCAUGAGGCAGGCAGGGCGGUACCUCCCAGAGUUUCGGGAGUCCAGAGCUGGAAAAGAUUUCUUUGAUACAUGUCGCUCACCAGAAGCCUGUUGUGAGCUUACUCUACAGCCCCUGAGACGUUUCUCAUUUGAUGCUGCCAUAAUUUUUUCUGAUAUUUUAGUAGUACCCCAGGCCUUGGGUAUGGACGUGCAGAUGGUUGCAGGUAAAGGGCCCACGUUCCCUGACCCCCUAAAGGAGCCUGAGGACCUGCAGCGGUUAUGCCCCAAAGUGGAUGUAGAGAAGGAGCUGGGAUACGUCUUUAAGGCCAUCACCCUAACCAGACACAAGAUCGAGGGAAAAGUGCCACUCAUUGGAUUUACUGGAGCUCCGUGGACCUUGAUGUCAUACAUGAUUGAAGGUGGAGGUUCAAACACUCACUCUAAAGCCAAGCGCUGGUUGUACCGACACCCAGAGGCGAGCCACAUCCUGCUGAAGAUGCUCACAGAUGUCAUUGUGGAGUAUUUGCUGGGACAGGUGGCAGCAGGGGCACAGGCUCUGCAGGUGUUUGAAUCCCACGCAGGUAUUCUUGGCCCGGUUCAAUUCAAGGACUUCUCUCUUCCAUACCUCCGAGACAUCGCCAAACGAGUGAAAGAAAAACUCAAAGAGACAGGCCAGGAUGUUCCCAUGAUUGUGUUUGCUAAAGACGCUCACUAUGGCCUGGAGGAUCUCUCCCAGUCUCACUAUGAGGUGGUGGGACUGGACUGGACCAUUGACCCACGAUCAGCAAGGGAGCGCACAGGAGGGAAGGUCAGCCUACAGGGAAACAUGGACCCCUGCGCUCUGUACGCUCCAAAGGACCGCAUUUCAGAGACUGUUCAGAACAUGUUGGAGGGAUUUGGCACCAGAGGUUACAUUGCUAACCUGGGUCAUGGCCUGUACCCAGACAUGGAUCCAGAAAACGUGGGUGCUUUUGUAGAGGCAGUUCAUCAGCAUUCAAAACGGAUGAUCAAACAGAUUUAAUGAUGAGUAAAUUUUCUCUACCACUUUAGCUUAGCACAUUAGUCAGGCAUAAUGUUACAAUCGCAGCAUCUCAUAUUUUGCAUCGUAUAAGUCACUAUUUGUGUGUGUGUUCCUAUAAUAAUCAUUUCAGAACGAUACCAUUUUAGACAUGAUUUGAACCUUGACUAUUUAGUAAAAAUAACUGAAAACUAAAAUAAUUUUAUGCUUGCUAAGUGACCAUAAACCAUGCAUAUUUAAUGAGAUGAAUCCAUUCCAUGUUAUUCCACAGAUUUGCUUUAAAUAGCACUAAAAAUAAAGUAUAUGAAUGUGUUAUGCCAAAACUAUUAUAAAUAAAUCUGUCAUGCCAAAUGCUCAGACUCAUCCUCUUGUGGCUGAUCUGACACAAUAGGAUAAAUGUAUAUGUUUUAAACGGAUUACACCCAUAACACAAGUGAAUACUAUCCAUACAGAUGAUUAUAAGUGAGAAAAACGCACUCUCCAGAUCAAAUCCACCACUUCAAUUAUAGAUGGAAAUAAACCUUUUGUAGCUCCU
Molecule: messenger RNA, 1781 nt
Organism: Periophthalmus magnuspinnatus
Lineage: Eukaryota; Metazoa; Chordata; Actinopteri; Gobiiformes; Gobiidae
Gene: urod
Product: uroporphyrinogen decarboxylase
Exons: 10
Coding region: 143-1249 (368 amino acids)
Biological process (GO): heme biosynthetic process
Cellular component (GO): cytosol
Molecular function (GO): uroporphyrinogen decarboxylase activity
Source: RefSeq, a predicted model, not a curated record